AUGUCUCUCCGCAUCAUCCCCUCCACAGCACACACCUCCACGACAAACCCCUCCUACGGCGCCCCCUCCSCCCCCGGAGUCCACGACACACUCCGAUCGAACCUCUCCCUCAGCACCCCCGCCCCAAAAACCCACAGCGCCGCCUCAGCAGUCUCCAUAGCUUCCACCCACCCCUUGGAAUCCCGACUAGCAAACUGGCGUUCCCAACAAGAGACUCUCAAGAUGUCCCUCCUGCGCCGUCAAUUCGGAAUCGCGGAGCCAGUCAAGAGACAGAUGGAAUUGAACAUUGUGCGCAACGGAGAGUGGCGGCCGAUGAUGUUGAUGGGUGGUGGUACGGCGGGUCUGCACGCGGAUAUCCUGAGCGGGAGAGAUAUGGAGAUUGGAUGGGAGGAUGUCUUUUCCGGGGAGGAGAUGGGUGAGGUUCCGGAUUUUCACACGGAGAUGGAGAUGAGAUUCGGGAUGGGUUGGUAG
This is a messenger RNA of Ramularia collo-cygni, 471 nucleotides long. RefSeq names its product related to 20S proteasome maturation factor. Gene Ontology annotation, cellular component: cytoplasm; nucleus. The transcript has 2 exons. Bases 1 to 471 code for a protein of 156 amino acids. Gene Ontology annotation, biological process: proteasome assembly. The record is from RefSeq and is a predicted model, not a curated record. NCBI's taxonomy places the organism in Eukaryota, Fungi, Ascomycota, Dothideomycetes, Mycosphaerellales, Mycosphaerellaceae.